Moneuplotes crassus is the source of this 898-nucleotide messenger RNA. The record is from the annotation of a GenBank genome assembly. Lineage: Eukaryota; Ciliophora; Spirotrichea; Euplotida; Euplotidae.
UGUCAAGAAACUCUGCAGCUUACUUAACUAUGAAUGCACGCACAUUCUGAUUUGCAGACAAAGAAAACAAGCUUAAAAGAAGAAAUUUAGGAUAUUAUGACGUCCCGGAUUUCAGCAGCUUCUUACCAUCAGAUGAGAGAAUCAAUUACAAAUGUAAAGACUUGAGGUCCCAGCUUAGACAAGUCAAACACAAAUUUGACGAACCUGAGGAAGAUGUCGAACCUAAAACAAACAUGAGGUUCAAGUGAUAUGCUAAAGGCAAUUUGAACAGUCUGCUAGCCCAGAAGAGUAAUCCUUUGCUUGCAAAGAAAGUCAAUGAGCUUAAAUAUCGCCUGAAGAAUGGAACUACAUUCAGCGGAAUUGAAGCAUCAAAUGGUAAUAUUCCAAUAGCCAAGACUGCCAACCAAAUGAAGCAGCGGAGGAAUUCAGUGAUUGCCCACGAUGAGUUGCUUGUAACCUCAACCCCAUCGAGGAGCACUUUUACUCAAGGGUUGUUGCGGUCUCUGAGCUGUCCAAGUUUGGAACAAAGGACUCCUUUUUUAUACAACCAAAAGCCAGAUAUCAAGCUUUUGAAGAGACAGACCACACAGAACAACAAGACUCACAAACUCAAAGUGUUGGCUUGAUGCUCAUACCUCUCCAAAAAAGAAUCAAAUUUUAGUUUGAAGCAGAGUCUUUCUAGAAAUUUAAACACAAAACCUAUCUUGAUGGAGCAGAAAGACUUCUAUGCAACUUUCGAUGCGAUGCUGCCAGAUAAAUCAAAAAUAUCUCUGCACCAUAAGAAGAAUGCAAUCAUCAACAUGAUUGACAAGCACAGACAGAAUGACCAACAAGUGAAGAGAUAAUUAAGCUGGAUAAGAAGUUGAGUAUAUUAAAUUAGUAUUCUAACACUUUUUGG